Messenger RNA from Synchiropus splendidus (mandarinfish), 2325 nucleotides. It is a transcript of the gene nr5a5, whose product is annotated as nuclear receptor subfamily 5, group A, member 5. NCBI's taxonomy places the organism in Eukaryota, Metazoa, Chordata, Actinopteri, Syngnathiformes, Callionymidae. The transcript has 9 exons. The record is from RefSeq and is a predicted model, not a curated record. Gene Ontology annotation, molecular function: nuclear receptor activity; RNA polymerase II cis-regulatory region sequence-specific DNA binding; zinc ion binding. Gene Ontology annotation, biological process: hormone-mediated signaling pathway; tissue development; regulation of transcription by RNA polymerase II. Gene Ontology annotation, cellular component: RNA polymerase II transcription regulator complex. The coding region runs from base 127 to 1764 and encodes 545 amino acids.
GGUGUCUUCAUGAGUGACCUGCUCGGGAACGGAGCGCAUGAUCUCUGUCCCAACAGGAACUUGAAUUUGACGUGUCUGGUGGAUCCACAAUAGUGCUGGGUAGGAGUGUCAGUCAGGAGAGGUUUUAUGAUACUGGCGGCCGACCGAAGUCCAUGUUCGGGCCUCAAACAACCAUCAGUCCACCAGGGCUGUUGGAGCUGCCUGCUGGUUUUUCUCCGGCUCUCCAGCAGUGUAGACUAUUAUCCGGAGCAGCCAGCAGUUUCUGAGCUAUUGGCGGAAAGCUAUGCUGAAGACCUGUCACCCCUGGAAGGACCAUCAACUAGUCGCCCAAGAAAUUUCGACUCCCAAGCCGAGCCGGAGGAGAGCUGCCCCGUGUGCGGGGACAAAGUUUCGGGGUACCACUAUGGGCUGCUCACCUGUGAGAGUUGCAAGGGCUUCUUCAAACGCUCGGUGCAGAACAACAAGCGCUACACCUGCGCCGAGCAGCAGAGCUGCGCCGUGCACCUGUCCCAGAGGAAGCGCUGCCCCUACUGCCGCUUCCAGAAGUGCCUCGCUGUGGGCAUGAAGACAGAAGCGGUGAGGGCGGACCGCAUGAGAGGCGGGAGGAAUAAAUUCGGCCCCUUGUACCGACGGGACCGGCAGAUAAAGCAACAGACCGGGCAGGCGAACGCUGCCUCCGGUGGGAUAAAGGCGGAAGCGACACAGAGCUAUUGGCCUACCUCUCCACAGCACUGCCCCCCGCUGCACCACCCUCCGCUGCACGGUCACGCCAGCACCUCCGGCGCGCAGCCGUUCACGCUCCCCGCCGGCUUGUGGCCGCCAACUUCACUCGCACCGGUGGUGACGCCUCCGGCUCUGCCUUACCCAGGAAUACCCCACCAAGCCCCGCAUGGCUACCAGCUGGCGCCGCGAAGUUUCAGCCGCCCCCUCGAGAACUUUCUAUCGCAGCCCGGCGGCUCAUACUCACCGUCCGCGUCCUCCACCUGCUCCACACCGGGCGCCUCCGCGUCUCUCCCCCAAGCCCCGCCCUCGUCAUCCAGCCAGGACUUCCUGACUCAGCUGUUGGAAGGCGAGCAGGACGAGAGCCAGCAGUGCGCCAAAGUGGUGGCCUGUCUGCAGAGAGAGCAGGCCAACCGGGGCAAACACGACUGCCUGAACACCUUCAGCAUCAUGUGCAAGAUGGCCGACCAGACUCUGUUCGGGCUCGUGGAGUGGGCGCGGAACAGCGCGCUCUUCAAGGAGCUCAAGGUGGAGGAUCAGAUGCUGCUGCUGCAGAGAUGCUGGAGCGAGCUGCUGGUGCUGGACCACCUGUGUCGACAGGUCACCUACGGCAGAGACGGCUGCAUCUAUCUCGUCACGGGACAACAGAUUGAACUGUCGACCAUCAUUUCUCAGGCCGGCGCUGCUUUGAGCAGCCUGGUAACAAGAACACAGGACUUGGUGUCCAAGCUGAAGGCACUCCAGUUUGACAGACAUGAGUUUGUCUGUCUGAAGUAUUUGGUGCUGUUCAACCCAGACGUGAAGUCACUGCAAAACCGCCAACAAGUGGAACAAACUCAGGAGCGAGUGAACCGAGUCCUGAUGGAACACACCCAGCAGACACACCCAGGACACUCGGACAAAUUUGGCCAGCUUCUGCUGCGACUCCCUGAAGUCCGCAGCAUCAGUCUGCAGGUGGAGGAGUAUUUAUACAAACGCCAUGUACUGGGGGAUUUACCCUGUAACUCCUUACUCUCGGAAAUGUUGCACACCAAACAGGCCUGAUCCCGCUGCAUCCGUGAGCCAAGACAAAUGUGUAGCAAGUUCUAACUGAUGCACCUUGCCAUCAAGUAUUAUAUGUGCUGAGCAUUAAACAAUGUUUUUCGCAUAUUUUUGUGUCAUUCAUAGAGGAAGAAGGUAAAAAUGCUCUCAAAAAUGUUUAUUCACCUGGUCCAGUUUUAAAGGUAAGUAUGAGAUGAAUAAACAACAAAUUUCAGGUGGCACAGAUUCAAUGACAGAAAAGAAAAAAAAAUGAAAUGAAUGAGGAAAAAAAACAAACAGGACCUGAAACAUAAGAAUAACCAACUAAUUCAAACCAAAUAAAUACACAUCAGGUGAAGGGGACUUCUACGGGAGGAUUGCACAGAAUCAGAAUGUGUUCAUCUACGACACGACUCAACAAAUAAAUACAAACCAGGUGCGCUCUGACACAAUCACCCUCUCUCAUUCAGACAGUUGGAGGCAGUCAUGAGGAACAUCCGCACGGACGCAGUGGAAAAACUCGUGUCGCAGUAUGAAUCACAAACAUCGACACACACACACACGGUCCUGGGAAACUACAUUCCU